Messenger RNA from Paecilomyces variotii, 2188 nucleotides. RefSeq lists its product as hypothetical. The transcript is spliced from 3 exons. The record is from RefSeq and is a predicted model, not a curated record. Lineage: Eukaryota; Fungi; Ascomycota; Eurotiomycetes; Eurotiales; Thermoascaceae. Bases 92 to 1849 code for a protein of 585 amino acids.
CCUUGCUGGAUAAAAAUUGUAAAUAAAAUGCACGAUGAUGCUGAGACUGCCAAACCUUAGAAAAUAGCUCUUCCUACGGUGGACAAUAGAGAUGCCUGUUCUCUCUCUACCACCACGCGCGGUGCCUACCACGAUAAGAACCACUCCGAUUCCUAUCACCAAACGCGACGAUUUGUGUACGCCAUCGCAAUGGUUCGAUAUCGCUUCCUUUAUUCUAAGCAACUAUAUCUCCCACGCAGGGACGGUCGUCUCUGCCCCCGGCCAGUCAGGUCUAGUUACAAUCAUAACCAUCAUCCUGGCGCUUUUCUAUCCGGUUUCGGGGGUGAUGCGCGGGUUGAAUGCAAUUGUGCGACAUGCUGCUACUAAUAAGGAUCCGAGGCAGAGAGCCAUUCAGGCAGGAGCUACCUGUAUGGUUGUUAGGCUGUCGGACUGGAGACCGCAGAAUGGAGAAGAGAUUAAAGGGUUGACGUUUGUCAGCGAGAAGCUUUUGCGACAAUUGGAGCAAAUAUCCUCAGGGAAGGACCAAGAUAGCUCGCUGAAGGAGAUUCGUCGCCCCUUGGAGGAAUUACAGGAAUUGAGGGAACGUACAGAGCCAAUCCUAUUGGGUGUCCAACUUCAGCCUCCGUGGCUUGUGGAAGAGCAUCUUCACGGACUUAUCAACGACUCUAUUCAACUAGUAGAUGGAGACUUCACCAUCCAUGGCGUUUGCCAUCUCCCGCCAGGCUAUGGUCUUGUUUAUGCUCCCCACGACGCAGCUCUCGAGGCCGUUGGAUCUUCAAACCCCGAUGGCGACCAAUUUCAGAGAUAUAGCGAAGACAUCACUGCGUCGUACAGUCUGUCAAAAGCAUUAUUCGCCAUCAUCCAGGCAAUCUACGCCUCGAUUACGCUCUACCAGUCUCGUGGCGACCAAAUUGCCCGCUACGGCUAUGCCUCUUAUGGCCUCACCGUUAUCCCCUACGUGAUCAUGUCUAUCAUUAAUCUUAUUAGCGCGAUGGUUAACCCCGAAUAUCCGGCGCUGUACAUGGUGGAAUCCGAAAUUAUGGAUGAAGCGAGGGCAAGAGGAGGAGUAUUCGAGGGGACUAUUGGGAGAUUGGAUGCAGAUAAUGAUUCUAACGAUCCCAAACGCACGGUGACAUUCACCGGUUGCUGCGAAGAAGAAAACAGUGAUGGAGGCAAGGCCACGAGCCAGUCAUUGACUUGCCGUAUCCCACAAUUUCCCGAUAAGGUCUCUGCCGAGUAUGAAGAGGAAAAAAUUCGAUUAUCGAUAUCACCUCAACCCAUGCGCGAACCUCGUAUCUUUCCGAGUGACUACCCCUGGCACUUCAGUAGUGUCAACCUUCCCCGUCGCAAACCUUUCAUCUCAGUCUCCAACUGCCACAACUUCAGACGCACAUCUAGCCUUUCGACCAAGCUCGACUUUGAUAACUUUGGUUUUUUCCGCGCUUUCUUUCAUAAGGUCUUCUUGAUCAGCACUCCAAAAUUUCAGUUAGUACACUCCAGAUCACAGUGGCAGAGGUCCAUGUCAUCUAUGUCACUCAUACAAUGGCUCGGGACUCUGAUCGGCUGUCUUCCCAUCGCUGUUAUCGGGGGAUUGACUCAUUUCAACGGUGCCUCAAGCACUAUCGCACAAAGAACAUGGAUUAUGGCAUGGCUAGCCUUGGGGAUUGCUAUGGGGCUAUAUUCAGGGACCAGUCAUCCCUGGACAAAGGGGAAGUCAAAAGGAAUGAUAACUUGGAAUAGGGUGGCGGUGUUCAUCUGGCAUCUUAUUUGGUCCGUUCCUGCCAUCGGCGGGUUUGUUGUUGUGAGCCAGAUGCUAGGAGAGUACGAGAGUUGUCAGGCGGCGGUAUGAUAACCUUUGAGACAAAACAAGAAACAAUUCUUUAGCUCAUUUUGAAGUACCUAGAAAUCUUUCUACAAGAGGCACAAUUAUCCAUGGUAAUGGAAGGAUAGGUGAUAUUCGUUGAUGCAAUGUCAACGAAGUGGGCGUCUUUGGGCCAGGAAUUAGAAGGAGUUGUGCUAUACUUUUGACGAGCGACAGAGCAAGGGUCAGCCCAUUUCCAUAUCUUUUAUUACAUACGGCUCUCAACACCAUGGAUUUACACAGAAGCACCCAUUGUAGAAUACUCCCAUUCUAUUCCAUAAAAGACAUUAUAGGUUUAGAAAUACUAUUGUUCCUCCCCCUCUUAAG